AUGGCGGUGCCGUGGUCCAGCCCACAUGGCCAUGGCGGUGACACCCUCCCCAGGCAUGGUGGCGGAUCCAUGGCGGCGGCCUCCCCAUGUUGGAUCUCGUGCGACGACGGCCACUCCGGUGGCAUCGACUUCUCCCGAAGAGGUGAGGGCCGUGAGCAGAUCCAGUCGAUGGUGGCGAUGGCACCUUCCUCCCCGGGCGAACGGGUAUCCGACCACUCUCCAAUUAGCGUAUCCAUCUAUACGCCAUACCUGGAGGCCAUCAUGAAAACGAUCGUGAAGCUGGACUUUCAGUAG
Miscanthus lutarioriparius is the source of this 294-nucleotide messenger RNA. The record is from the annotation of a GenBank genome assembly. Lineage: Eukaryota; Viridiplantae; Streptophyta; Magnoliopsida; Poales; Poaceae.